UGUCACAGAAAACCCAGCUGAAGAGUCUUCCCUGUGCUGUUACUGUCUGUCUGUCAGGCUUCAAACAUCCACAAACCCCGUUAGCUGCUGUGUCUGCGCUGAUAAUCAGCCAUGGAGCUGUUGGGUCGAUACCUGGACCGGAGCAACUCAGUCAGCUCUGUCUCAACUCAAGACCUUAUCAAAGAGGAGAACCUGAGAGAUGACCUGAAGUACUACUUCAUGAGCCCGUGUGAGAAGUACCGGGCCCGAAGACAGAUACCCUGGAAAAUGGGGGUACAGAUUCUGAAAAUCAUCAUGAUCACCACACAACUCGUCCUGUUCGGCCUCAACAACCAGCUGGUGGUGUCCUAUAAGGAGGAGAACACGAUGGCCCUUAAGACCCUUUUCCUGAAGGACUACAGUGGGACGGAUGAGGACGACUACAGUGUCGCUGUCUACACUCAACAAAGUGUCUACGACAGUCUGUUUUAUGUCCUGGAUCAGUACAGCCAGUUGGGCCGGCUCUCUGUGGGUCCCAUCAGUUACGCUGAGGAGGAAGACGGCAAACCGCUGCCUCUCGUCAUCUGUAAAGAGUACUACAAGAGAGGCAGCGUGGAGCCCUCAGAUGAGGCCUAUGAUAUAGACGCUCAGCUGGAGACAGUUUGUAUGUCACAUGACCCAAAGACUGCAAACUUAUGGAAAACCCAGAAUUCAUCUUUUUUUGAUCUAGACUUUUACAGGCUUGUUGACAUCAAAAUAACGUUCCAGCUGAAAGGAAUCAACCUGCAGACGGUGCGUUCACGGGAGUUACCUGACUGCUACUCGUUCUACGUCACGAUAACAUUUGACAACCAGUGUCACAGCGGGAAGGUGAAAAUAUUCCUGGACAUAGACGCUCAGAGCUCUUCAUGUCGAGACUGGAAGAUAUCUGGGACGGUUCAGAAGAACACACACUAUCUGCUGGUGUUUGACGCCUUCGUCAUUCUGAUUUGCCUCACGUCAGCUGUGCUGUGCACCCGCUCCAUCGUACUGGCUGUCAGGUUACUGCAGAGAUUAUCCAGAUUCUUCCAUGAGCACUAUAAUCGUAAAGUGUGUGAGGACGACCAGGGAGAGUUUCUGAACGGCUGGUAUGUGCUGGUCAUCAUCAGCGACCUCUUGGCUAUAGUUGGAUCCAUACUGAAGAUGGAAAUACAAGCAAAGAGUCUAACCAGUUAUGAUGUGUGCAGUAUCUUCCUGGGAACGUCCACGUUACUGGUGUGGGUCAGUGUGAUCAGGUACCUGGGAUACUUCCAGAAAUACAAUGUGUUAAUUUUGACAAUGAAAGCAGCCUUCCCCAAAGUCCUGCGUUUCUGCUGCUGUGCCGGCAUGAUCUACCUCGGCUACACCUUCUGCGGGUGGAUCGUACUGGGGCCGUACCAUGAGAAGUUUGAGGGCCUGAGUCUGGUAGCAGAGUGCCUGUUCUCUCUGUUGAACGGAGACGACAUGUUCACCACCUUCGCCCAGCUGAAGGACAAGAACACUUUGGUGUGGCUCUUCAGCCGGGCCUACCUCUACUCCUUCAUCUCCCUCUUCAUUUACAUGGUGCUGUCUCUCUUCAUCGCCCUCAUCACCGACGCCUACGAGACCGUCAAGAGAUUUCAAAAGGACGAAUUCCCGCUGACGGACCUGCAGAAGUUCCUCAGAGAGCAGAAAGAUUUUCCUGUUGUAGAAGAAAGUAGUCAGACAGACAUUCACGUCACACACUCUGUGUUGUGCUGCUGUCAACGAGUUCCUGAAAGUGAUGAUGUCAUACUGAUCACCUGAAAGCCGUCCCACUUCUAGAGGACGCAGACGAGGGAGGAGGAGGAGGAUGCUGGGAACAGGAUUUCACACGUCUGACACAGACUUUGAAUUCAAGUGAUCCACUGUAAAAAUCCUGGACAGUGUAGAGUUGCCGAUUAUGUGAAAUGCAAUACGAAACUCUAAAUAAUUUCCCUGUCUUGAACUUGAAACUGGAAUUCAAGUUGAAGAGUGGAACCGGAAACAAAAAGCUUUCAUACCUGUAUCUGUAAGAGCUCCAGAUGCUGUUGAGAGGUUUACUGGGCCUUUUUAAGGUCUGUACAUGCAUUAAGUUGCCAGAAAACUGGAUUCAGUGUUUUCUACAGUUGCCUGUGGCUGGAAACACUGGUGCUAUGCAACAAUAUGCAGGGCUAGAUGUAAUUUAUUUGUUGUAGUAAAGAUCGCAGUAAAGCUAA
Messenger RNA from Centropristis striata (black sea bass), 2213 nucleotides. It is a transcript of the gene mcoln2, whose product is annotated as mucolipin TRP cation channel 2. Gene Ontology annotation, cellular component: membrane. Bases 112 to 1782 code for a protein of 556 amino acids. NCBI's taxonomy places the organism in Eukaryota, Metazoa, Chordata, Actinopteri, Perciformes, Serranidae. The transcript is spliced from 14 exons. Gene Ontology annotation, molecular function: NAADP-sensitive calcium-release channel activity. The record is from RefSeq and is a predicted model, not a curated record.